AUGAUGUCCUACAUUAAACAACCCCAUUAUGCAGUCAACGGGCUGACCCUAACUGGCUCGGGUAUGGACCUCCUGCACUCGGCCGUCGGAUAUCAAACCUGGGGUCCAUGGAGAAGUUGUCCACCUUCAACUCCGCGAAAACAGCGUAGGGAGAGAACAACCUUCACCCGCGCGCAGCUGGACAUCCUGGAGUCUCUCUUCGCCAAGACUCGCUACCCUGACAUCUUCAUGCGGGAAGAGGUGGCGCUAAAGAUCAAUCUCCCCGAGUCCAGAGUGCAGGUCUGGUUCAAGAACCGCCGGGCCAAGUGCCGGCAGCAGCAACAGCAGAGCAGCGGGCAGGCCAAGGCCCGGCCGGCCAAGAAGAAGAGUUCGCCGGCCCGCGACACCAGCUCGGAGACCAACGCCAGCGGCCACUACAGCCCGACGGCCGCCUGCACGGGGGCGACGGCCAGCUCCACCUCCAACGCCAGCGUGUCCAUCUGGAGCCCGGCCUCCAUCUCGCCCAUCCCGGACCCGCUGUCCUCCACUGCCUCCUGCAUGCAGCGCUCCGCCGCCUACCCCAUCACCUACAGCCAGGCGCCGGCCUACAGCCAGGGCUACAGCGGCUCCUCCGCCUACUUCAGCGGCCUCGACUGCGGCUCCUACCUCUCCCCGAUGCCCCCUCAGCUCUCUGCCCCCGGGGCCGCCCUCAGCCCCCUGGGCAGUCACCUCAGCCAGUCCCCAGCUCCUCUGUCUGCUCAGGGUUACGGCUCCGCGGGACUGGGGUUCAACACUGUCGACUGCCUGGAUUACAAAGAGCAGAGCGCGUCCUGGAAGCUGAACUUCAGUGCUGCCGACUGCCUGGAUUACAAAGAGCAGAGCUCCUGGAAGUUCCAAGUCUUGUAAACUCGCCGAUCGAGCGAUCAAAACCCGACCGCCCUGCCCUGUUUCUCUCCAUUAUUCCCUCUGGAACCCGGAUCAAUAACAAUUAUAGAAUUACACACACAGAACUCAGCAGGUCGGGCAGCACGGAUGGAAAGGAAUAAACAGUCGAUGUCUCAGGCCGAGGCCCUUUCACCAGGACGUCUGGAUUACGCUGCUCUGGACUUCCAAAAUCUCUUGUGUUGCAAAUUGUAGAAGCUGUGAAGCCCGUCAACUCCAAAACAAAUGCUAACAAAUUCUCAAAAGGAGUUUCCCGUCUGGUCACCAGGGAAGAGUUGAAUUGGCGGAAGGAAAAGAUCUCCCUGGCUAGGUGACCUGUAGCCAGCUGGAACUUUGCAAAGAACACUAACAGUCUCAUCAAAUGUCACACUUGUUCGGUCCAGUCUUUCACCCGACCUCAAUGGACUACCGCUUUGUAGGGAGGAGGUUUUCAGAGUCACUGAACACCGACCGGAUCCAAUUACUUGACUCUAUGUGUCAGAGGGUGAUCGAAAGAGUCUCUACAGAUUAGUAAAUAACCCUAAGGAACUGCUUGGAUGGAGAGGAGGGUUAACGGGAACUUUUAGUUUGGUUAUUCCGAUCAAAUUCUCUCCCUCUCGUGUGUGUGUGUGUGAAUUUUUGUUUCAACCUCUUUUGGGACUCUCUACAAAGGAAAUUAUUAAAAAUGAUGGACAGUGAGCUACGGAUUUCGGCUUGUAGGCUGUCUGUGUCAGGGAAGUGACGAAGCUUGGCGAAUCUUCUGAAACACUGAGGUGCCGCGGUAGCCGAGCAGCUCAGUUUGUCAGCACGUCGGGGGCGGGGGGUGGUUUCCUCCCGCAGUCCAAAGGCGUACGGAUUAGUAGGUUAAUUGGUGAUUGUAAAUUGCCCUGUGAUCAGGCUAGGGUUAAGUUGCUAGUUGGGCUGGAAUCUGUGCCGUAUCUCUGAACAAUAAAACAUUAAAAAUACCAAUAAACACGGUUUUCACUCAGGGGACAUUUAAAGCUCUUUGUUAUUUUUACCGAGAGGACGGGGCAGGCUCCACAUGAGAAUAAUAUGAAACAAAUCCCUUCAGUUGUGCUUUGUAAUGACGCUGGUAAGGGUUUUGGCUUCAUGAGGCAGACCAGGUCCAGGGAAUCUUUCUGUGUUUGGUUCCACUUCUGAACAUUUCCAGCUGUGGAGGGGUACACAGCUCUCUCCCAGUGCUGU
Hypanus sabinus (Atlantic stingray) is the source of this 2106-nucleotide messenger RNA. RefSeq names its product homeobox protein otx5-like. Gene Ontology annotation, molecular function: RNA polymerase II cis-regulatory region sequence-specific DNA binding; DNA-binding transcription factor activity, RNA polymerase II-specific. NCBI's taxonomy places the organism in Eukaryota, Metazoa, Chordata, Chondrichthyes, Myliobatiformes, Dasyatidae. The transcript has 5 exons. The record is from RefSeq and is a predicted model, not a curated record. Gene Ontology annotation, biological process: multicellular organism development; regulation of transcription by RNA polymerase II. The coding region runs from base 1 to 885 and encodes 294 amino acids. Gene Ontology annotation, cellular component: nucleus.